AUGACUUUCUCUCGGGACAUGGACCGGAUGGAACUUGAAAACUCCCGUCUCUCCCCUUCCCCGGAGCUAGAGGAUCUCUUCAACCAGUUCUUUGACUGGCAAGCCUAUUCCGGGGACACUAAUCCCUCCUCCCCCCAUCCCCAUCACCAUCACCAUCACCGCAAGCAAUCCCUAAGCAGGAUCAUCACCGAUAUCCCUUCCUUUAUAGAAAACUUCCCUCUUGAUCCCAACAGGCCCUAUUUCGACAUGCCUUCGUACUCGUCGGAUGACGGACUCACGUCUGAGUACUCCCCCGGCCAGACUCCCCCGGAGCUGGUCCCCGGUGGAAGCUCGUCGCCUUCAGACCACUCGGGAUCGCCGCCCUUCCUGGAGCCACUAGACGAUGGCCACUACCACCAGGAGGCUUCCCUUAGAGAGAUCCAGGCCCAAGACGAUGAGUGGACCUACCCGCAGACCGACCCUUCCAAGGGCAUGGUCCAGGGUUACCCCCAUCACAUCCAAGUCCUAGAUGAUAGGCAUAGAAGGCCAGUCGACCCAUCCGCAAAGCUGAAGCGUCGACGUUCCGGCAACGAUCUGGAGAAGAGGCAAAGGCAGCUGGCAGACCCCAGCCAGACGGCAGACGUCCGCAAGAGUGGAGCCUGCCUGCCAUGCCGCAUGUCUAAGACCCGAUGCCACGAUAGUGGAGUCUGCCCAAUGUGCAGGAAGGCGUUCCCAGACCAUUCUCACAUGGCCUGCACGCGCGCCACACCAUCCACGUUUUGGCCCGUAAUGGGCAAGAUCCCCGAUGUCUGGUCCACCAAUCCCGAAGAAGAGGAGCAACUUUGCUCCGGCCCGCGGUUUUACACUGGAAAGCCCCGAGAGAUCUCGGUCUUUUUCACUCCAGACACCAGCUUCCCGGCCCUGCGCGCCACGGUCCAGGCCUACCGGUCGCAGGGGGGCUCUGAGGAGAUGGGCAGCCUGUCAAAGGCUGACUUCCCUCGAGACUGUGUCCCAAGCCAUGAGCUGCUGCAGAGGUGGGUUGAGGACCAAAUCCAGACCGAGCAGAGGUCAGACUUCCAAUAUGCGGCUCAGAGCUUCGUGCUCGCAUACUCGGAAGAAGGCUGGGGGCUUCCCAAGCAUGACCUUGUCAGAAAAGUCCACAGAAUGAACUGCUUCUUCCGUAUUCUGAAAGCCAGAUCCUUCUGGUGCUUGGACCCAACCAACAAGCUCACCACUCUUCCCUUGUCUGUGCAGGCUCAGCUGAGAAACAUUGCCCGACGGGCCAUCUACUCACUUGAGCAUGACAUCCUCAAAGAGAUGGACGACUGCAUCGCGCAGCAGGGCAUCCCACAGCCCCAAGAGAGGAUUGCCAUCUGGGCAAGCAUGUGGCAGCUCAUUCUUAUGUACCGAGAUCUCUUGCAAGGCUUCAAGGCCCAUAUCGGCCGCCUUGCGACUAGCAAGAGCGAGUCAACUCAGAGCAUUGCCAUGAAGGGACAAAUUUAUAAACGUCUCGCGGAAAACUUCUACCCGCUCCUGGUGGUGUUUUACCACUACCAGUUCCGGACAAAGAAGAGCUUGGAGCUGUCGCUGGACUGGCUCAAGACUCCUCAAUACCCCGCUGCAGCAUGCCACAGCAGAGCGAUCCACGAGGCUGCUCAGUACCUUCUCGACUCUCGUAAAGAGCACUAUCAGAAACUGCAGUCUUCAAAGAGCGAGAUUGAUCAGCUUCUAUGCGUCCUCGUGGUGAACCACGAGCUGAAGAAGAUGAACGCCAGGAAGCGUACAUCAAAGGCCAAGUCAUCAAAACACGCAGAUGAUGAUUGCGAAGAGGAUAAUUAG
Trichoderma asperellum CBS 433.97 is the source of this 1818-nucleotide messenger RNA. RefSeq lists its product as uncharacterized. Lineage: Eukaryota; Fungi; Ascomycota; Sordariomycetes; Hypocreales; Hypocreaceae. The record is from RefSeq and is a predicted model, not a curated record.